AUGUUACACUUACCAACUAACAACACUUUAUUAGAAGCUACUUUGAUUGAAUUGAACGAAGCAUGGUUGAACAAUGCUCCAUUGGUUGUAGAUAGAAUUGUCUCUGAUUUCGAUCAUACAACACUACAUUUGUUGACUCCAGAUAAUGAAAAUAGACAAUGGGUGUACUUAAGUAUUGUCCUUAUGACAUGGUCUUCACUAUGUAAAUGUAGCAAUGAGGAAUUCUUAUUAAGAUAUAUCCAAUCCAAAUUCGACAAGUAUAAUAACGAUAGUGAUAACUCUAACAUCAUUGAAAUUUUACCAAAAAAUCAAACUGUUCAAGGCUAUAAUUUGACUCUACGUUUAGAUAUAUCCAAAUUGAACAACCAAUCAAUUACUGAUUUAUCACUAUUGAAGACCCAUAUCAUGAGUUAUCCAUUCCAAUUAUCAUUCCAGAAGUUUAACCAGUUGUCAGCAAUGGAAGUUGCGCCAUCAAACGAUGCUGUCUCCACCUACAGAAUGCAAUACCGUGAGGAUGAAAAUAUUUACAUUCAACCAUCAAACGAUAGAAUAACAGUAAUCUUUGAAACCAUUUUUAAUGACGAAACUGAUAAAAUUUUUAGUAAGGUAUUUUUACAAGAAUUUGUCGAUUCUCGUAAAAGAAACAGGUCUAUUCAAUCUGCUCCACAAGUAUUAUUUUCAAACACACCACCAAGGGAAAUUAUUAACAUAACUACAAAUCAAAACAAGGAUGUGGAUUCUAAAUUUAUAACAUUUGUUUUAUUCCCACGUCAUUUCAGUAAUGACGAGAUCCAGUUUAAAACAGUAUGCAAACUUUUACAAUUUAGACAUUAUUUCCAUUAUCAUAUCAAAUGUUCAAAAGCAUUCAUGCAUUCAAGAAUGAGAUUUAGAGUGAAUAAUUUCAUUAAAGUCUUGAAUAGAGCAAAAUUUGAUUCUAAUGAUGAUGAAGAAAAUGGUACUAGUAGUGGUCAACUAGAUGAUAAAAGAAGAACAAUAACUGGUAGAAAGAUGGUAUAUUAA
Molecule: messenger RNA, 1020 nt
Organism: Arxiozyma heterogenica
Lineage: Eukaryota; Fungi; Ascomycota; Saccharomycetes; Saccharomycetales; Saccharomycetaceae
Gene: ARC35
Product: Arc35p
Exons: 1
Coding region: 1-1020 (339 amino acids)
Biological process (GO): actin filament polymerization; Arp2/3 complex-mediated actin nucleation
Cellular component (GO): Arp2/3 protein complex; actin cytoskeleton
Molecular function (GO): actin filament binding; structural constituent of cytoskeleton
Source: RefSeq, a predicted model, not a curated record